Puccinia triticina is the source of this 1128-nucleotide messenger RNA. RefSeq lists its product as uncharacterized. The record is from RefSeq and is a predicted model, not a curated record. Gene Ontology annotation, molecular function: oxidoreductase activity; iron ion binding. The transcript is spliced from 3 exons. Lineage: Eukaryota; Fungi; Basidiomycota; Pucciniomycetes; Pucciniales; Pucciniaceae. Gene Ontology annotation, biological process: lipid biosynthetic process. The coding region runs from base 1 to 1128 and encodes 375 amino acids.
AUGGACAAUCUCCGGCGGACGACGCAGAUGGCCGGCCUCAGCAGCAGUCUGAGCGAGGCCCUGCUCCGCAAGAUCGAGCCCACCCAGCUCGCCUUCCCCUCCUACCACUUCCAGCGGAACGAGAUCAUCCCCGGGCUGAGCGACCCGGCGCUGACGGUCCUGGUGCCCCUGCUGGCCUACUGGCUCGUCGCGAUCUUCUUCACCCUCCUCGACCAUCUCGAGCUGCCCUGGAUCGAGAAGUACCGGCUCCACGAGCCCGCCGAGAUCGCCAAGCGCAACAAGGUCUCCCCCGCCCAGGUCGUCAAGGCCGUCAUCCUCCAGCAACUCAUCCAGACCGCCCUCGGCAUCUUCUAUCUCGACUCCGCCCCCUCCAACGUCCUCGCCCGCGACUAUCUCGCUGAAAUGAAGCAGUAUGCCCCCCUCGUCUCUACCCUCGUUCACAUCCUCCUUCCCCCUCAGCACGCCCGCUGGCUGCUCCUCAACUACGGCCAAUCACUCGUUCAAUGGUCGUACUGGUGGGGACUACCCAUCCUCCAAUUCCUUUGGGCCUCGUUUGUCCUCGAUACCUGGCAAUACUUCUGGCACAGAGCCUUCCACAUCAACCAGUUCCUCUACAAGCACAUCCACUCCGUCCACCACCGUCUAUACUGUCCUUAUUCCUACGGUGCGCUCUACAACCACCCUGUCGAGGGCUUCAUCCUCGACACCUUGGGCGCCGUCAUCGCCCAUUGGGCCUCGGCCAUGUCCGUCAGACAGGCCACCUUCCUCUUCGGCAUCUCGACGGCCAAGACGGUCGACGACCAUUGCGGCCUCGCUCUCCCCUUCGAUCCGCUCCAGCACCUCUUUGGGAAUAAUGCUGCUUAUCACGACAUCCAUCACCAACAGUUCGGGAUCAAGAAGAACUUCUCCCAGCCGUAUUUCGUGCAUUGGGAUGUGCUCAUGGGCACGCGAAUGACGGCCGAAGAGGCCCAAGUCCGCCGCGACAAGCUCGCCUUCGCCCGCGCCUCGCCCGCCUCUCCCUCCCAAUCUUCCUCAUCGUCGGCUUCCGAGAAACCCGAGCUCGUCGUCCUGGACUCCGAGGAUAGCGAUUUGGAUAACAAGUCUUCCUCCAAACUUAAAACCCGCUAA